Leishmania mexicana MHOM/GT/2001/U1103 is the source of this 1815-nucleotide messenger RNA. RefSeq lists its product as hypothetical. Lineage: Eukaryota; Euglenozoa; Kinetoplastea; Trypanosomatida; Trypanosomatidae. Bases 1 to 1815 code for a protein of 604 amino acids. The record is from RefSeq and is a predicted model, not a curated record. The transcript has a single exon.
AUGAACAGUCGUGAGACGUCGGGGGCCGCAGCAGAGCCGGCGCCCACGCCGUCCUCGGAGCCGCCGCGGCAACGACCGGCCGAUGCGGUCGCUGUGCCCGCAUCGAUGCAGCACUUUUAUACCCGCUUUAUGACACUUCUCACCCAACAGGGCUGCUGUGGCCCAACAACCAUAGCAGCGGCGGUAUCAACCUCUUCGGCCCCUCUGCAGCACCGCAGCACCUCCACUACCGACGGUCAAGACGGCACCGAGGAUGACGCACUGCGCCGCCUCACUUGUGUCCAGGAAGACGCGCUCGGGCCGUUGCUCUGGCAGUGGUUGGUCCUCUUCUCUCUAGCGGUGCAGCCGACGGGAGCAGCACCGCAGGAGCGCGGUGCUGCUCCGUCCGCGAUGGCGGUUGCGACCAAAGUGUGCUCGGCGGCGCCAUCGUACACGCUUGGGCCACACGAUGUGGAGCGACUCUUUCGCUCUGGGUUCUCCUCUCUCCUGCCGGUGGCUGGCAGUGGCGGUGGUGCGGGUGAUUUACGCGGCAGCCGGCUGCCCCCCGCGGAUCCACCCGCACCCUGGCACAGCGUGCCGCUUGCAGAACACAAUGGUCCUGAGAGGGCUCUCGUGGCUGCACUCAGCGCCCUCAGCUGCAAUGGUCCGCUCUUCAGUACGUGGUGUGCGCUGUGUUACACGUGUGUGGGCGCCUCGCUGUUGGUGGGCACCUCUCAGCGCUAUGGGGAAGGGGGAAACGCGACCGAGGACCUCUCCGCAGCAGAGGAGGCCAUCCGCAGCGCUCUGCGACGCCUUCGCCACGCCUGGGACUCAGCCGUCGAGCUCGCGGACGUGGCGACGAGUGGCUUGGGGCGACCCGGCACGUUGGCGGCGCGAAGAAGCGUCGAUGCGUGUGCCACGCUGCGGUUAUGGGCGUCGGUUUACACGACGUGUACGACGUCUGGCUUGGCCGCCGAGGCAGCGCCGGUCACGGAUGAGAAGGGCGGUGAAGGCCGUGAGCUACAAGCCCCACCGCUCUCCCUCUCUCUCUGGGCGGCGCAGUGGUACCGCGAGUGCACUCGCGUCGCCGCGCACGGCGCGGACGAGGGUUUUCACUCGGAAGAGGCAGGACUGCCCGUGGAGCUCGUGACUCGCGUCAUGCGCUACAUGUGUCACCGCCUCGAAGCUGAGGUAGUGAGGCGUUCCCGUAGGCAUGAACGAAUGGGGUCUGCAGCGUCUCUGACGGCUACGGUGGAGCUGGAGGAGGUGCGCGCUGAGCCGGCAGCGCCCCUGUCCACUGCACCUCCCUCUGAGUCCAACGUCCCUUCUCCUUUUCGGCCGACGCUCCGAGUUGGGACCUUGACUGCUCUUGCCCUGCAGUCUCCCAUGCACCUCGUCGGCGACGAUGCGGGUCGCCGAGGUGGACGCAAAGGCGGGGCGCCGCUGAGGUGCCGACGUCGUGCACGGCAGAUGAGCGCCGACGACGACGAUGACAGCGAUACCGACAGCAGUCUGGAAAACCCGGACUGUGGCGGUGGGGCGGAGGGAAGCUGGAGCGGGCGCACCGACGCGCAGAGCGGCGCUUCGCGCUUCAUCCUCAGUCAGCAGGACCGGUUUGAAGUGGCCAUCGCCUCUGGGGUGUUUACUACCUACUUCGUGUGCCCUGCCGACGACAAUGUGGCGCAGCCCGCUGACCGCCACUACAUGCACCGGCUAACCGGCGAGCAGUAUCUCCGCAACGGCACGGUGCACUGGUGGACGCUGAGGGAUUCGCAGCGGCACCGGCAGCUGAUGGCAGACGCCCGGAACGCGUCUUCGGGAUUCGCUGCUCAAUGA